This is a messenger RNA of Phyllotreta striolata, 1297 nucleotides long. The record is from the annotation of a GenBank genome assembly. NCBI's taxonomy places the organism in Eukaryota, Metazoa, Arthropoda, Insecta, Coleoptera, Chrysomelidae.
CUUAACUGUCAGUGUCAGUGUUGAUUAUGUUUUUAGUUUUUUUAUCAACAUGAAAAUUUUAAUUAUUUAACAGUAACGUAAAGUAAUGUAAAUUAAAUUUUAACAAACAUGGAGUCAGAAAAGGUAACCAUGCUGAGGUACAGAGGGUCAAGACUGAGCAAAGUCAAGAAAUUAGAUAUGUUCCCUAAAGUGGAGGAGACUUUUAAAGAAACUUCAUCUGUUGGUGGAACAUUUUCUAUUAUGAGCUUUUUAAUAAUAACAUUUCUGGUUUAUUCCGAAAUUAAUUACUACUUUGACAGUAAGUUCGUGUUUAAAUUUUCACCAGACGUCGAAUUGGACGAGCAACUUACGAUUAACGUUGAUAUAACAGUAGCUAUGCCUUGUCAUUUUAUAGGAGCUGACAUAUUAGAUUCCACUAACCAAAACGCCUUUAAAUUCGGGGCUCUGGAAGAGGAAGACACUUGGUUCGAACUAGACUCAAACCAACAAAUGUAUUUCGAAAACAAAAAACAUUUGAAUUCGUAUCUUCGGGAAGAAUAUCACGCUGUGAAAGACUUACUGUGGAAAAGUAGUUUUUCGACUCACUACGGAGACCUGCCUAAAAGGACAUUUAUACCCGACAGACCUCACGAUGCCUGUAGAAUUUACGGAAGUCUUACUUUGAAUAAAGUUGCCGGCAACUUCCACAUCACAGCUGGUAAAAGUUUGCAUUUGCCUAGAGGACAUGUGCAUAUAAAUGCAUUUAUGUCCGAAAAAGACUAUAAUUUUUCGCACAGAAUUGACAAAUUCAGUUUCGGGGAUUCUAGUCCGGGUAUUAUUCAUCCUUUAGAAGGAGAUGAGUUUGUUGGUAAUUACGGUCGCACUCUAUUUAAUUACUUUAUUGAGAUUGUUCCUACCAGAGUAGAUACAUUCCUAACAUAUGUGAAUACGUACCAGUAUAGCGUUAAAGCUCUCAGUAGGCCUAUAGAUCAUAACAAAGGCAGUCAUGGAAUACCGGGGUUGUUUUUUAAAUAUGACGUUUCUGCCCUUAGAGUUACUGUUAAACAGCAAAGAGAUCAUUUGGGUACAUUUUUAGCUAGAUUAUGCUCUAUCAUCGGAGGUGUUUUCGUUUGCUCAGGUAUUAUUAAUAGACUCGUGCAAUAUAUUAUUAGUCAUACAAUGCCAAAGACAAGUGUUGCGGAAACAAGAAGUAGAUGAAUUAAUUUUACUGCGUAUUGUAUCUUCCAUUUUUAUUAAGCCCUACAAAAGAUUGUAAUAUUUUAUAUUUUUUUCAAAAAUACAUUCCAUGCAAUUUUAA